Molecule: messenger RNA, 2336 nt
Organism: Cryptotermes secundus
Lineage: Eukaryota; Metazoa; Arthropoda; Insecta; Blattodea; Kalotermitidae
Gene: l(3)72Dn
Product: U3 small nucleolar RNA-associated protein 4 homolog
Biological process (GO): maturation of SSU-rRNA from tricistronic rRNA transcript (SSU-rRNA, 5.8S rRNA, LSU-rRNA)
Cellular component (GO): t-UTP complex; small-subunit processome; 90S preribosome
Molecular function (GO): protein binding; RNA binding
Source: RefSeq, a predicted model, not a curated record
GUAUUAGAAUGUCUACCUGCAGGGUACACAAUGUGAGAUUUUACGACUUAGAACCAAGAGCAAUACAUUGUAUGGCAUAUGAAUCUACUCGAAAGCAACUAGCCUUAUCCAGAUCUGAUAGCUCAGUAGAAGUCUGGAAUCUUGCCUGCACUCCUCACAUUGAACGAACCAUACCAGGGAGGGGAAACAGUUCGGUCGAAGCAGUAGCAUGGUGUGGACAGCGCUUAUUCAGUGCUGGCCUUCAGGGAACAGUUACAGAAUACAACUUGCAGACACUCUCAAACAAGUUUGAUAUCCCUGUGACAGCUGGCCCCUGUUGGUGUCUUGGAAGCAACCAUAAUAACACAUGUCUUGCAGCUGGUACUGAAGAUGGAUACAUCAAUAUUUUCACAGUCACUGAUGAUGGAUUAAUAUAUGAGAAGGUUCUGGAUAAACAGGAAGGUCGAAUCUUGUGUCUGGCGUGGGAUGCAACAGGCGAUGUGAUUGUGACAGGCUCAGCUGAUGCUGUACGCAUCUGGAACGUAGAGUCAGGGCAUGCAGUACAUCGUAUGACACCUGGUCGGGAUGAGAGAAAGAAGGAGACCAUUGUGUGGUGUCUUGCAGUUACCAAGGAUUUCACCAUUAUUAGUGGUGAUUCCAGAGGUUGUAUGAGUUUCUGGGAUGGCAAUGUGGGCACACAGAUCGAAAGUUUCCAGACCCAUAAGGCAGAUAUUUUGUGUCUGUGUUUAGCUGAAGAUGAAAAUUCUGUUUAUUGUGCUGGAGUGGACCCAUUGAUCAUUAGCUUUGCAAAGAUUUGGCUGCGAGGUGGUGCUGGUACUGGCAGAAGCAAGUGGGUGAAGUCAGUGCAGCGUCGCAUCCAUGACCACGAUGUCCGAGCACUUGCUUUAGCUGAUGGGAAACUCCUCUCAGGAGGUGUAGACAGUUACCUGGCAAUAAGCAGUUACCCUCCACGUCAACUUGUGAAAUAUCCACCUCUUCUUCAGGCUCCAAGUGUAAGCAUCUGCCCAGAAGCUCGAUUUGUGAUGCUGCGGUACUUAACGCAUGUAGAAGUGUGGCAGCUUGGCAGUACAGCACCCAUUACAAAUGGAGAUGCAGUUCAUGAAGGCAUUUUGCCUCUGAUUGCAGAUCCACUUCGAUUACUCACUCUCAAAUCACGAGGGGGUGAUGUCAUUGUCUGUGCAGAUAUGAGCAGUAAUGGAAAGUGGAUAGCCUAUUCUAGUCUUAGGACAACAAGCUUUUUCAGGUUCCACUGUGGCAGCAAACCUAGCCUGCAGAAAGUUCCUGAUCUGUGUGAAAUCGGUUCAGCUCAUAGGAUCACAUUCACUGCAGACAGUUGUCGAGCCAUAGUUUCCACUAGUACUGGAGAUAUAGCUGUGGUACAGUUAGGAGGAGAUGAGCUGCUGUUGUUGCAUGUUUUUCAUCCACUUGAUGACAGGUUGCUAAAGGAUGCAGUCCACCUGUUAACUGUCUCUCAUGAUGGCCAGUUCAUCGUAGCAGGUGAUCACUGCAGCAAUAUUGUUGCAUGGACCACAAGUGAUUACAAGCAUCAUUGUUCUCUGCCCAGAUACAGCUGUGCACCAACUGCAUUCGCUGUCCAGCCUCACACCAAUAUUCUUGUUGUCGUUUACAGCGACCAUAAGAUUGUGGAAUACAGUUUGCACAGUCGUAAAUAUACAGCAUUCUCCAGAGGACUUGAAAGCAGGCAUCCAGUGCAGUGGCUAUCCAGAAGUUUUGCAGUAAACAAUGUGAUAUUUGACCCAAACAAUGACGAUAUUAUUAUUCUUCAAGAUGAUAAUACAAUAUGCAUCAUCAAUAAGAAUAAGGAACUGCCUUUGGCUGAAGCCAAGAUUCCCAGAAUUGAUUCUCCACAGUUAUUUUCAGAUAGUCUGGACAGCAGUCAGGGUCAUCCUCGAACAGCUGCUCCUCAGCAUGCCUUCCAUGUUAUAAAGAAAUACAAGCAUCUUGUACACUUGGAUUGGCUGAGUGACACUGAACUGACUGCGGUUGAAGUGAGUCCACUUGCUCUUGCCGAGAAACUUCCACCUUCGCUUAAAAAGAAAAGGUUUGGUGUCAUGUAAGGUGGCAGAAGGAUGAAGCAAGAUCAAUGCAUUAGAACCUUUAAAAUAUUCAUUUUAUUUCCAUAAAUUAGAAUAUUAAUACUUUGAUAAGUGAAAUAUUUAUUUGUACAGCAUGUCAUAUAACGUUCUGAAAUUCUCUGUCAUUGUAAACACCUGCAUCCUUCAUAUAAGAAGAAUUUAUACAGUCUGUAGAAAAUAUUUGUUCUAAUGGCUACACAUGCUCAAAAAAUGGUUGAAAUAAAUUACAGUUCUCAAGUC